Anopheles darlingi is the source of this 1086-nucleotide messenger RNA. RefSeq names its product ankyrin repeat domain-containing protein 49 (gene Ankrd49). Gene Ontology annotation, molecular function: protein binding. The transcript has 2 exons. The record is from RefSeq and is a predicted model, not a curated record. NCBI's taxonomy places the organism in Eukaryota, Metazoa, Arthropoda, Insecta, Diptera, Culicidae. Bases 69 to 773 code for a protein of 234 amino acids.
CUGUCAAACCAGAAUAUGUUUACAAACAUUCGGGAGCGGAACAGGAAACCGCCUUUUUUUGCCGGAAAAUGUCCUCUCGAUCGCUGAAAGAUUGGGAAAAUAUUGCCAAGAGUCUCAACGAAGGAAAUGGGGAAGAGGCCGAGGAGGAGAUGGACACCCUGGAGGCUCUGCAGGAGAAGAUGGCCAAAGUGCCGCGCGGUAUGUUUGUGAGUGGCUGGGAUGAUCCAGACGAGCUGAUCGAAGAGGAUAAAGAUCCAAAAGCCAGCCUUGAGCGACACGCACUGUGGGCCGCCGGAGAGAACAAGCUGGAUGUGGUUGCUGCGAUCGUUAGCCGUAAACCGGCCGUCGUACAUGCGAUCGAUCGCGACGGUUACACCGUAUUGCACAAGGCCAGCUACAACGCCAAUCUACCGAUGGUCCGAUUGGCAUUGAAGUACGGAGCGGAUGUACAUGCGCGCACGAAUAUGGGUUGGACGGCGUUGCAUUCGGCCUGCAAGUGGAACAAUGCUGGCCCUGUGGCACUUUUGUUACAGUUUGGUGCGGACGUGAAUGCGGGCUCGGAUGGGGAUCAGACACCGUUGCAUAUUGCGGUGACCGUUUCCAGCUGCCGAGAAACGCUAGUGACGUUACUGAUGAACGAGGCGUGUGAUCCAGAGCGUCGCAACAAUUCGAACGAAAGGGCCGAGGAGAUAGCCAAACGAAGUGGGCCCUCGUUUCCGCUCUUUGCGAUGGCACACUCGGCCUAUCGGGUCGAGACGGGUAUGAUUGAUUAGGUUACGGGGGGUGGUUUAACAAUGAAAUAAUGAUAGUGAAGUAGAUGGUCAAGUGUCCAGAAGCAGAUUAGCAGAUAAGAAAGCCUCUCAUGCGAGUCAGGUGAAAUCCACAAUAAUUUCUUCAAUUCGGAUUCUCUAUUACAACAGAUACACAGUAUCCAUGCAAUGGAAAGAUGAACGCGUUUAUCUAGUUGCUUGACUGUUUAUUAGAAAACGACCCGAACAACGUGAUGCUAGUGAUUAAUACCGAGUUAGGCACCCGGAGUACCAGGGGAGAGUACGAAAAAUAAAGAAUUGCGUAUCGCAGGCGAAC